Clupea harengus (Atlantic herring) is the source of this 819-nucleotide messenger RNA. It is a transcript of the gene rbm8a, whose product is annotated as RNA binding motif protein 8A. Lineage: Eukaryota; Metazoa; Chordata; Actinopteri; Clupeiformes; Clupeidae. The record is from RefSeq and is a predicted model, not a curated record. Gene Ontology annotation, biological process: RNA processing. Gene Ontology annotation, cellular component: nucleus; cytoplasm. Gene Ontology annotation, molecular function: mRNA binding.
UAUCCCAAGAACCAUUGCGAGUACAUGCACCAGGAACACAGACAUCAUGGCGGACGUUUUAGAUCUUCAUGAAGCUGGCGGCGAGGAAUUUCCUAUGGAUGAGGAUGGUGAUGAAAGUAUCCACAAGCUGAAAGAGAAGGCCAAAAGAAGAAAAGGACGUGGUUUUGGUUCGGAUGAAGGUGCAAGAUCCAGAGUGAGGGAGGACUAUGACACAGUGGAACAGGACGGAGAUGAACCUGGUCCACAAAGAUCUGUAGAGGGCUGGAUCCUUUUUGUGACUGGUGUGCACGAGGAAGCUACAGAAGAGGAUAUCCAUGACAAAUUUGCAGAAUAUGGAGAAAUCAAGAACUUGCAUCUGAACUUGGAUCGAAGAACGGGCUACCUUAAGGGUUAUGCAUUGGUCGAGUAUGAGACCUACAAAGAAGCCCAAGCCUCCAUGGAAGGGUUGAAUGGCCAAGACCUAAUGGGCCAGCCAAUUAAUGUGGACUGGGGCUUUGUAAGGGGACCUCCAAAGAGCAAAAGAAGGGGAGGCCGGAGACGCAGCCGGAGUCCUGACCGGAGACGGCGCUGAAGCAUCGUGGCAACAGGGGUCAUGGGGUCAUCAGAAGGAUAAUCUUUUGAUUUUAGUCCUUGGGUUGGGUGCUUUUUCUUUGUUAUGUACCUGGAAAAAUGUUGUUAUAAUUAAACCAUGGUCUUUGGGUGUAGGACAUCUCUGACUUGGAUGGAAAUUUCGGAAAACAAAUGUUCUUUCUGUUAUGUAAAGACUGGUCUUGUCUACUUUCAUAUUUGUUUUAAAACAUUAAAACCUUUACAACUAAA